Messenger RNA from Nelumbo nucifera (sacred lotus), 3779 nucleotides. It is a transcript of the gene ELF8, whose product is annotated as binding protein. The record is from RefSeq and is a predicted model, not a curated record. Gene Ontology annotation, cellular component: Cdc73/Paf1 complex. Gene Ontology annotation, molecular function: RNA polymerase II complex binding. Gene Ontology annotation, biological process: regulation of DNA-templated transcription; transcription elongation by RNA polymerase II. NCBI's taxonomy places the organism in Eukaryota, Viridiplantae, Streptophyta, Magnoliopsida, Proteales, Nelumbonaceae.
UGCCAUGUUCACGUUUCGGGAAUGGGAAGUUGGGACUCGGCAAUCUCCGAGUCCAAAUCCAAAUCGACCAUGGUUUCGCAGUCUCCCUCGCUCUCCGUUGUCUGACGAGUUCUCUCUUUCUCUAUGCUGAUCGCUUCUAUUCGCAGGCGAGCCAGAAAGCUUGGAUUUUCUUCUGUGCACCUAUCUAUCUAUCUCUUUGAAUCUUCCUCGGCCCUAACUAUCAGAAUCCAUGGCGUGCGUUUAUAUUCCCGUCCAGAACUCCGAAGAGGAGGUGAGGGUUGCUCUCGACCAGCUCCCGAGGGACGCCUCCGACAUUCUCGAUAUUCUCAAGGCCGAACAAGCUCCUCUUGACCUCUGGCUCAUUAUUGCGAGGGAAUAUUUCAAGCAGGGAAAAAUUGAUCAGUUCCGACAAAUUUUGGAGGAAGGAUCUAGUCCCGAAAUUGAUGAUUACUAUGCUGAUGUGAGAUAUGAAAGGAUUGCCAUCCUAAAUGCUUUAGGGGCCUAUUAUAGUUACCUUGGGAAGAUUGAGACAAAACAAAGAGAGAAGGAGGAACAUUUUAUUUUAGCAACCCAGUAUUAUAACAAAGCAUCAAGAAUUGACAUGCAUGAGCCUUCUACUUGGGUUGGGAAAGGUCAGCUUUUACUGGCUAAGGGUGAAGUGGAACAGGCCUCUGCUGCAUUUAAGAUUGUGCUGGAAGAAAAUUCCGAUAAUGUUCCUGCUCUUCUUGGUCAGGCUUGUGUUCAGUUUAGUCGUGGACGUUUCUCAGAUUCAUUGGAGUUAUACAAGAGGGCAUUGCAAGUAUAUCCUAAUUGUCCUGGAGCUGUGAGGCUUGGUCUAGGUCUCUGUCGUUACAAACUGGGUCAGUUUGAAAAGGCUCGACAGGCAUUUCAACGUGUUCUGCAGUUAGAUCCAGAAAAUGUUGAAGCUCUUGUGGCACUUGGGAUCAUGGAUUUACACACAAAUGAAGCUGAUGGAAUCCGGAAAGGCAUGGAGAAAAUGCAACAAGCUUUUGAGAUAUACCCCUACUGUGCAAUGUCAUUGAAUUAUUUAGCAAAUCACUUCUUUUUUACUGGUCAACAUUUUCUGGUUGAGCAACUGACUGAGACUGCACUUGCUGUAACCAAUCAUGGUCCGAUGAAGUCUCACUCAUACUACAAUCUAGCACGAUCUUACCAUAGCAAGGGUGAUUAUGAAAAAGCUGGAAUGUACUACAUGGCAUCUGUCAAGGAAAUCAACAAGCCUCAUGAGUUUGUGUUGCCUUUCUAUGGUCUUGGACAAGUCCAACUGAAGUUGGGGGAUUUUAGAAGCUCUCUUUCUAACUUUGAAAAGGUGUUGGAGGUUUACCCUGAGAAUUGUGAAACUUUGAAAGCCGUGGGGCACAUUUAUGUUCAGCUUGGCCAAACUGACAAGGCCUUGGAGAUUCUCCGCAAAGCAACAAGAAUUGACCCACGUGAUGCACAGGCGUUUCUGGAGCUGGGUGAAUUGUUAAUAUCAUCUGAUGCUGGAGCUGCGUUAGAGGCUUUCAGAACUGCACGCACUCUACUUAAAAAGGGAGGUGAGGAGGUUCCCAUAGAACUGCUGAACAAUAUUGGAGUUCUUCAUUUUGAAAGGGGAGAGUUUGAGUUGGCUGAACAAGCUUUCAAGGAUGCAUUGGGUGAUGGUAUUUGGCUUUCUUUCAUGGAUGGUAAAAUAUUCAGUUCUACCAUGGAUUCUGAUGUCUCUACCCGUCAAUACAAGGACAUGCAAUUGUUUCAACGACUUGAGGUGGAUGGUGUUUCUGUGGAGCUACCAUGGGAUAAAGUUACAACAGUGUUCAAUCUUGCUAGAUUACUUGAGCAAUUGCAUGACACUGAAAAAGCAAGUAUUCUGUACCGGCUGAUCUUGUUUAAGUACCCAGACUAUUUGGAUGCUUAUAUGAGGCUUGCUGCCAUUACAAAAGCCCGAAAUAACAUUCAGCUAAGCAUAGAGCUGAUUACAGAUGCUCUUAAGAUAAAUGAUAAGUGCUCAAAUGCUCUCUCUAUGCUCGGAAACUUGGAGCUUAAGGGUGAUGACUGGGUUAAGGCAAAAGAUACCUUCCGUGCUGCUAGAGAAGCAACUGAUGGAAAAGACUCUUAUGCUACUCUUUCUCUGGGGAACUGGAACUACUUUGCGGCUGUCCGUUCUGAGAAAAGGGGUCCAAAGUUGGAAGCAACCCAUCUGGAAAAAGCUAAGGAACUGUACACCAAAGUUUUGGUUCAACGACCUGCAAAUUUAUAUGCCGCCAAUGGUGCAGCAGUGGUUUUGGCAGAAAAAGGCCACUUUGAUGUUGCAAAAGAUAUUUUUACACAGGUUCAAGAAGCUGCAAGUGGAAGUAUUUUUGUCCAGAUGCCAGAUGUAUGGAUUAAUUUGGCUCAUGUUUAUUUUGCUCAAGGUCAUUUUGCAUUAGCGGUGAAAAUGUAUCAAAAUUGCUUGAGGAAGUUUUAUUACAAUACAGACACUCAAGUUCUCCUUUAUCUGGCUCGAACUCAUUAUGAGGCCGAGCAAUGGCAAGACUGCAAGAAGACUCUACUAAGAGCCAUCCAUUUGGCACCUUCAAACUACACACUACGGUUUGAUGCAGGUGUUGCAAUGCAGAAAUUCUCAGCAUCUACACUACAGAAGACAAAAAGGACCGCAGAUGAGGUACGUUCAACAGUUGCUGAGUUAAAGAAUGCUGUCUGUGUAUUUAGUCAGUUGUCUGCAGCAUCCAGCCUCCACUUCCAUGGAUUUGAUGAGAGGAAAAUUGAGACCCAUGUUGGGUAUUGCAAGCAUUUACUUGAUGCUGCAAAAGUCCACUGUGAGGCGGCUGAGCGUGAAGAGCAGCAGAACCGACAGAGGUUAGAAGUGGCUCGUCAGGUCACCCUGGCUGAGGAAGCUCGUCGCAAAGCUGAGGAGCAGAGGAAAUUUCAGUUAGAGAAAAGAAAGCAAGAGGAUGAGCUCAAGAAAGUUAUGCAACAAGAACAACAUUUUGAGCGUAUAAAGGAACAAUGGAAAAGUAGUACUCCUGCCUCCAAGCGGAAAGAUAGAUCCCUAGCUGAAGAUGAAGAGGGUGGCUAUAGUGAGAAGAGGAGGAAAGGUGGCAAGAGGAGAAAGAAGGACAAGAGCUCAAAGGCACAUUAUGAGAUGGAGGAAGCUGAAGCUGAGAUGAUGGAUGAUCAAGAAGAAAUGGAAGAUGAAGACGCAAGGAUGAUGAACAACCAGGAGGAUGUUAACGAGAUGAAUGAUCUGGAGGAUGGUGGAGCAGACAAUGCUCAGGAUCUUCUUGUAGCAGCUGGGCUUGAAGACUCUGAUGCUGAGGAUGAGGCUGCACCUUCGUCCACCAUACAUCGACGGAGGCAGGCAUGGUCUGAAUCUGAUGAUGAUGAGCCAACUCAGAGGCAGAUAGAAUCCAGCCCAAAUAGAGAGAACUCGGUGGAGUUGCCAGAAAGUGACAGAGAGAUCAGAGAGGAGAAUGACAAGACCAACAAGGAUGCUGCUGACGAUGAUGAAGAGGACUGAGGAUUGACAUGUUAUAAUCACAUGAGCGUGGGAUAUAUAUAUUUCUUGAAUUGUCUGUUUUCUGUUUGUAAAAAAAAAAAAGGUUACCGGGAUUUUUCUUUUCUGGUGUUGGUGAGAAAAUAUUUGUCAUUUAGAAAUAGGAAACAUACUGAAAUAUUGAGAUGUUGUAUCCGGAUAUUGUAAUAGAUUGGAGGAUAUUGAACAUAAAUUGGAAAUAUUCACUGAUAUUUUUGGGGAAUGACGAAAAUAGCAUAUUGAUAUC